Molecule: messenger RNA, 423 nt
Organism: Patiria miniata (bat star)
Lineage: Eukaryota; Metazoa; Echinodermata; Asteroidea; Valvatida; Asterinidae
Exons: 1
Coding region: 1-423 (140 amino acids)
Cellular component (GO): nucleus
Molecular function (GO): DNA binding
Source: RefSeq, a predicted model, not a curated record
AUGGCUUCACGAAGAGCGAGCUACACGGCUGAGUUCAAGCUUAUAGCGGUUAAGUACGCCGAACAACACGGCAAUCGGGCAGCUGGGCGGGAGCACGGCGUAGAUGAAUCCAUGGUGCGAAAGUGGAGAAGGAGCAGAACGGCAUUGGAAAAAACACCGCGGAACAAGAGGGCCAACCGGAUCGGCAUAACCAAGUUCCCUGACCUGGAGACACAGUUGGCACAGUUUGUCAAAGAUCGGAGAAACGGUGGGAGGGCCGUAACCACUGUAAUGAUUAGACGGCAGGCCAGGCACUUUGCCAAGGAGCGGGGUUUGGUGGACUUUGUCGGUGGCCCGAGUUGGUGCCAUCGCUUCAUGAAACGGGCUGGUCUUUCCGCACUACCGUGGGGCAGAAAACUCCAGAUGACUGGGAGGAGAAAAUGA